AAAAAACUAAGAUUUGUGGCAGGGUGAAUGGUACGGGAAGAGAGCUUACUGCUGAGCUUUGGGGUCAGGAAAUGGCGGCCUUGUCCUGCUGCUUGUUGCCGUAUUGAAGGCCGGCAAUGCCUAGCGGAAGACUGGCGAAUGGAUAAGUUCAGGCGUUGACACGAGGGUUCACAUACUGCCACCUCUGAUAUGUAUCACGUCGACCGCGUUACAUAGUUUAUUUUGUGCACUGAUAACCAAGCAAUAGCUCGUUAUUUGUUCGUGGUUUGCUUCCCAAUUAGGGCGAUCAACGCGUUUUGGGCGGGGAGAGGGGUCUCAUGCCGUUAGGUUUACCGAAUUCUAAUUCUUUAACAUUCCGAUGUAUACAGACUUCUGCGACUCUAUAGUCGAUUUUCGCACGUGAGCGUGCAUGAAUGUCCAGUUGCUUUUGGCGAUGCCCAUCUACUCUAAAUGAAAGUUACUCCGACCACGAGUUACUUGUAACUUUUUUGAAGGACCUUUCUAUUGCAGCCGCGUAUCGCUGUAUUAUGGAAUGUGAGGCAGUUGUGACUGAGUAAUGACAAAGUGAGUGCAUCCGUCCGUGCACAAGUGCGGCGUCUCCCGAUCCAUUAUUUAAUUCGAGGGAGUUGCUUGUUAUUCUGUUGCCACGACAUUGAUGGUACUAUGCAGAUUCAUUCGCUGUUCGCAUAACGAGCGGUGGCGUCCGCUGUGGGGAUGGCGGCGGUGCCGAAGGACUCGCUAUGUGUAGCAAGCUAGAUUGCUUGGCGUACGUUUCACGCUUUAUCUAUUACUAUUGCGUUGUUUAGGUUAUAGCAACAUUCAUUUCUCGUUCUGCUCUCAUGUGUAAUCGUACUAGUAUAGUAAUAAUGGCGACAUCACGGUAAAUAGAAGUAGCUAAUUACGCAUGGACAGCUCCUGAGGCUAAUGACACCAGAAAUAGUUAUAUUUCGACAAAGUGAUAGCUAUGUUGAGUGAAGUUUGCUUAUAAAACUUCGGACAGCAGCGAUUUUAGCGGCAGCAAGUGGCUGUUUAUAAACGUGUGUUCGGCGCAUUUUUGCACACUCACUUAACGCAGGGCGAUUAUAGACACGAAAGGUACAAAAAAUCAAAACAUGGCUGAGUGCUCUGGUUUGAGUCCCAAGAGGAAUAGUUGUAGCUUAAUCAUGGUAAAUACGCUAAGGAACAAAGUGGGGCAGACUACGUGAAACAUAGAAAGAAAAUGCGACGAGGAACUUGCCAGCGGGUGAGAUCAACGGUAACAACGAGUAGAAGAUGGAAAGAAUGGGUGCUGUCUAUUGUAUAGAAGGAUUUUAAGUGAGGUAGGAAAUAUUAUUAGCACUCAGAGGAGUAGAUUAAAGGAGCUCUGGCGUAUUUUUGGGAGGCGUAAAUGAAUCUCGAGGAAGACGCCAAUUACUGCGCAAUCGAUUUAACGUUUAACGCAAACGAUAUGGCUUUUACUUGAUCAAAGAGCCCAUUGAUUUGCACUAUGUGAAAUAUUAGUUUCCAAUUAUGUUGACCUAGGGGUUGGCAAACAAUGAUAAGUUUUUAUCGAUCGAAAACUAUAAAUAGAUAGCAAGUGCUGUAGUACCGUAGCGAUAUAGAAAAGAAGUUGACGGUAACUGCAUAGAGAUUUGCGACGGUAGUUGCUCUAAUACACGCGUUGAUAUGAGCGUGCACAAUACGCAUGUACCUGUAUAAUACAAUAUUUAGAGGAGGAAACGUCAGAAAAAUAUGAAUUUACAUAUAAAUUAUGUAAGUAGUCUAACUAAUGAAGAGUCGAGUAGGUUUUUAUAUUGUGUUUAUUACUGCUCUCUAGUUUUUUUUUCAAUAUACCUAAAGCGGAAAGCUGGUAGAUUGGUUUCACUGUUCCGUGUGAUCAAAUUUCUUCUAAUUAGGCGUAAGUAAAUUAUUUUUGUCUGAUUUUUGUAGGUGUUAAAAUUGCUUUUUCGGGGUUGCUAUGUGGUAUCGUUUGACAAUUAGUUGUAUACUGUUUUAAAAAUGAGCACAUCUGCGUUACACAUUCUAAGUUAAGUAGUCUUAACGGCCGUCUCGUGUACAUCAUUUUCUUGGUUCCAUCGGGAAAGCGAUCAAAUAGCACAGGGCAGAGCCCAGCAAUCGAUGCAGUAUGUAGUAAUAGCCUUCCCUCAAAAAAAAACACAAAACUUGGUAAAAUUUAUAUUUUAAUCUUCAUUAUUUUUAUAAUUUCCAUUAAAGAAUUUAUUGUAGGUUCAUCGCGGUUCAAAAUAUGAUUUGAUCAGUGUGUAAUAUUUAAUUCAUAUAUUUACCAUGGUGGUGGUAUUUAUGGAGUGGUCAUAGUGUCUAAAAAUAGCAUUGCAUUUUUGAAAGUAAAUGUACAGUACACUAUGAAAAAUAUCAGUCCUAUAGUAUCCCAUAUUAUAGUAAUAUUUAGCAAAUAUGCUUGACAUCUAACGUUUAGUCAGACAGUCGAUUGUUAGGUAUAAUAUUGUCACCCCUGGGCCAGUAAUUCUAUAUUACAUCAAUUCAAUAACCGUGUUUUUUGUGUGCAAAUUGAGUCGUUAGUUUAAACUUCUCUGUGGAACUAAAAAUCUCUGUACGUCAGAUUGGGUAUCGAUCCUCUAGAUUUUACACUUUUGUUAUUGCUUCAUUAACCUAACGGAAUUAUCCACUUGUAAGGUAACAGCAGAUGCACUUAACUUUUUACGACAAUUUUUGCACCGACCGACAAAACAGCCGUAUAUUGAUUAUUAUCACGAAGAAAGGCUUCUUGGUCUUAUUCAACAGUUAUGCGUUGGGCCGUUCAUAUACGAGGCGAUACAUCGUAAACUAGUGCGUGUAAAAAGAAAAAGAAUAACUGCCAACUGACGGCCAGAUACAUUAUUUAGGCAAUACAAGGAAAAAUUGAGUAGCUGCAAAUUUCUCGUAUAGAGUGAUAAUGGGUUAGAAGCUUGGACCUGCUUACUACUUUCGUAAGUACUAAGUUUACUCAUAAUUAAUAUUUCAUAGAAAAAGUUUAGUUUAAUUAAUUCGAUUUAAUUUUAAUUAUCGCACUGUUUCCAUUUUAAUGUCCAUUAAAAGUAACGGUAUUGUAAAUAAAAUCAGUCUCGUGUAAGUACAAGUACUUUAUGUCAGUAUGUGGCGAAAGGAUUUGUGAGAGAUCGUACGCAAUCCAGUGAAACAUUAGUUAGUCAAUCUGUAUAUACUAUAGAAUUUCGCUAAUAUUAAACGGUCUGCACAAUCUUAUUGCGCCUUAUAUCUUUUGGGUGGAAUAAAGUCACUUGGGCUUGUAAAACAUUUUACGGAAGAUAGUACUUACCAUUUACCUCCAUCUUAUCGUAGUAAUUAGCAAGCUAUGCCUGCGUUACGUAGUUUGCACGAUUAAAAUGCGCCAAACAGGUACUUGUUGAGGUACAAAUAUAUGGACGCUGUUGAUGUUGCGGUGUCACUUGAGAUAGAUUGGCUUUUUCUCUUAUCGGUGUUUGUUACUGCCCGAAUAUUUAGGAUGAAUCAAAUCAGUUUAACUACCAGGAUUCCGAUAGCUCAAAGGCCUUUGCUUAUUUUUUUAUGGUUUUACUACAUAGAACGUGCUUGCAGGUCGAGCCACGUUUUUUUCCGUAAAACAUUGGUGAAAUGUGCGACGAUACUGGCCCAAUCGUUAGACGUGUCUAAACUAGACAACUGGAAAUAUUUGUCUCUGAUAUAGGAUAGAAGGAAGCUUUGCCACAGUGCAAGGGGUGGGAGAACGUGGGGCCAAGAAACGACUAAGAACUUGGACGUUACUCAGUGGAACACGUGUGUGACGUACGAACGAUCGGGAUAGGGGUGUUGGCAUACAUGCGCCUGAGUUGUGAACACCAUCUGAGCACAACCAACAUCGAACGAACCCAACUCACAGCAACAGCCAAUCUAAUCAACCAACCCUAUCUCUCACCAAUCAAUUAUCAUCCAGUUUUUCAACAUCCAUCGACAUCCAACAACAUCCAUCUAACAGCAACAAGUUUAACAACAACAACAACAACUAUUUGAACCCAGAACAACAAAUCAGCCAGAUUAACUGAAAACAAUCAAUCAACGAACAGCAACAGCCAACAACUACAACAACUGCGAGAAAGAGAGCCAAAGCACAAAGAGAAAGAAAGCACAAAGGACAUUGUGAGUGUGUUGUUGUUUCGGGGGUUGAAAGCAGACAACAGGUGCCCACGAGCUGUUGGGGUCCUGAGACACACGAACGACAGACAACAACAAGAACAACAACAAGUGGCACUAAGUGUGGCACCGUGGGACUUCUGAGAAAGUAAGAAAGAACAAAGGGACUCCCAACUAAACUCCCCCGAAAAGAACUGUCGCUGAUUGUGCUGCGCGGUUCAGUGAACACAUAGCUCGGGGACGCAGAUACAGGUGUUGUCGACGGCCACGUGCACGAGGCCUCGUUUUUUUCGUGUAAUUCCAAAGAGGAAGACAGACGAAGCGAAGGAAAAUGCCAUUUGAUCUCGAAGACGGUAAUGGGCGUGCCCCCAAACGCCAGCGGACAGAACCGCUCAAGCCGAAUCAUAUCGUUUUAAUGACGAUUCGCAAUGCCCUCUACCCGAUUGACGUAGAGGUUGUACAUAAGAUCUCAUCACCGCUCGGCCGCGUGCAGCGUAUUGUCAUUUUCCGCAAGAAUGGGGUUCAGGCGUUGGUUGAGUUUGAAUCGAUUGAACAGGCAACACGCGCUCGAAUGGAGCUUGAUGGCGCUGACAUCUACCAGGGCUGUUGCACCCUCAAGGUUGAAUUCGCUAAGCCGGCAAAGUUAAACGUCUACAAGAACGAUAAGGACACCUGGGACUACACGGGAUGUCUCGAUGGAAAGGAGAAGGACCCCGGCCGUCACAAGGCCGCGCUCCUAGGUCCACCUCCAAUGCCUGGCAACAGCGCUUUUGUAGGUGCCUGUACGCCAAGCGGUUUGAUCGGCGUAGUCGCCGGCGGAGGACCGCCAUAUGGUGGAGCUUACGAUGACGGAUCGGCGUUCAGUCGAAAUGGCCGUGGAAGUCAGGUAGGCCAGCCGCAGGGAGGUAGCCGCAAUGGCGCAGGUGCCUAUGGAACAGCUCCGGGUGGGCCCGACAGCGCCGGAUUCGACUACCAGCACUAUGGGGCCGCCCACGGUGGCCAAGGAGGCAUGGGUGCUAAAGGCGGCUAUGGUGAUCGACGUGGAGAUGUGGCUACCUACGACCGAAGGGACGGCAGCAGUAUGCGAGGCGGAGAUGACUUCGCUAGCCGCAAUCUGGCCGGACCGCCCGGCAAUUUCAACUCACUUCCACCACCGAUGCACAACGCUGGCUGUGUCCUUAUGGUGUACGGUCUCGCUCCGCGAAUCAAUACCUCACAUCUGUUUAACUUGUUUUGUCUUUAUGGCAACGUCAUCCGCGUGAAGUUCCUACGCAGCAAGCCUGGCUGUGCGAUGGUACAAAUGGGUGACGGCGCCUCUGUGGAGCGUGCCGUACAAAACGUGCACUCGUCGGUCUUGUUCGAUCAGACACUUCAGGUGAAUUUCAGCAAGCAACCAUUCCUGCACGAAGAAGUAAAAGCUUACGACCUGCCUGAUGGCACGCCUUCAUUCCGCGAAUUCAGCAAAAGCCGCAACAACCGUUUUAGCAACUCGGAGUUGGCUGCCAAAAACCGCAUUCGGCCACCGUCGAACACGCUGCACUUCUUCAAUGCGCCUAGCGACGUAACAGACGAUCGGCUACGCGAUGUAUUUAGCAAAGAGGAUCUAACUCCGCCCGUGAAGGUGACUAUGUUCGAGAACAAGAACCUCAAAAGCCAGACGGGUAUGCUCGAAUUCGAGACGAUUCAGCAGGCAACUGAAGCAUUGGUCAUCUGUAACCACGCUCCGAUUCAGUCGCCCGCUUCACCGUUCCCCUUUUUGCUAAAACUUUGCUUCACUUCUGGCUCAUACCCGAAGCACCUGUCCAACGAACAAGGCAGCAAUGGCGCCACGGGGCAGCUUGUCCAAAUCAAAGAUGACGAUAUGUAAGAAGGUGUAGUCGUGUAGGAAAGAGUGGAUAAAAGAUGAUGGCCCGAUGGUAUUUAGAGUGGCUUUAUUAGUACAUUUUUAUGGCGUUAUCAUGAUAGCGGAGGGGCAACUUACUACUACCAUAAGCACUACUGAUCGAUGUUAAGUUGGUGCGCGCUUGUGUGUAUGUGUAAUACGAACAGAAAAUAGACCGACAAUAAACCGCACCGUGCCGGGAAUGGUCGCGACGAAAAUGUUUAUACCACCCAAGUCUAAUUGGUGGAGACGCUGAAAUAAGGUGGCGGAGGCGGAGGAAAUAACGAAAGCAACAUAUGCUUAGUUAGGAAACCCUAGCCUUGGUCUCAGAAGAAACAUGGGAUGUUGGGGCAGAUCGAAACAUAACCACAAAGGAAACGUGGGUUCAGAGAAAACAGUCUACGCUGCUGCUGUUCCAGUGAAAACUGUACGUUAGUUAAGAGGAAGGGCUGAAGGUAAGGGCUAAAAGGAAAAGAGACUUAUCGCAUAACAGGAAUAAAUACAGAACAUGAGAAAAUAUUGACAGUGGCAAAUAUAACGCAUAGGAGAGAAGCAAAAUGUAACAAACAUCAUCAUCAUAUAAUUAUUAUAGCCGACGACCGCAUCAGGAGUAUCAGCGAUUUCAGCGAAGAGUUUCGCAGAGGCAAAACAAUAAUCAAUUACUAUUAAAACGUCACAAAUAUAAAACAGACGUUCUCAGCACAGACACACCAUCAUCAUCAUCAUAUAUGUAUGCAUAUAUAUGCAUAUAUAUAUUAUGUAGAAGUAUAAUGAUAUAUACACACAUAUAGAUAGUGUGCCCGUGUAUUAUAAAAAAAAAAAAAAAACUACGACAAUAAAUUAACUUUAUGGUCGCUUAUGAGUCCGUAUUGGAGGUAUGCUUUAUUGGGAAUUCUCUCCCUCAGCAGAAAACGGCUGUAGAGGUAAGGGUGCCAGAAUUGGGGGUUCGGGAGCAGACACCAACCGACGUCAAUGUGUUACGCUCAUGAAUACGUGAAAGAGCUAGUUCUAGCGAAAAAUAGGAACAGGCAGUUCAGGUAACUCUAACAUCUAUGUGUUAUACGGAACCCCAUUGUUCAAGUAUGAGCUACAUGUGCUAAUGGGUAAGAAAUAGGCAGAUUUAAGGCGAUGGCGUUAGCGUGCAUGGGCUUGUGAUGAGUAUGAUUGUGAAUCAGAAGAUGGUAUGUAUGUUGGUACAAAGUAAAACAUAACUGAGCUAGUAAUAUGCGCCUGUAUUCUAGAUAGAAGAAACUGUUAAGUUUCGUCAAUUCCAACAUGGAAGCUACUCCGCACAGUUUCAGAGGGCAGUUCGGAGAAAUUGUGCAGACACCGGUCUUAAGAGGUUCCUUGUAGACUUUUGAAUCUCAUAAUAGACUGGUACUGGCUAAGUUUAUUAUUAUAUAUUAUUAUUGCUAACUAUUAUUGCUUAGUAGCAUUUAAACAAGUGUGCAUUCGCGAGUCAACUUAGUCGCUUGCAUGAUACGCCUAAUUAAAUUGUGCCUAUCGAUGAAGAUAUUGAUAGAAUUCACGAGAGUGGUUAUUUAUUGCGUAAUAGACUUGAUUAGGUUUUAGUGAGGCUAUAUAGUUCUAACAGAUUUUGUAUGCCUCGCCUCGUGUUAAAUAAUAUUAAUAAACAGUGGAAAUAAAAGCCUUUUGUUUCAGAUUGUUGUAAUAGUUAAUGACCGAAAGAAAAAUCACAGCUUGAUAGGUAGUAGGGCUGAGAAAUUGGAAUAAGAUAUGAUAAUAGUGGUGGUGUUUGAGCUGUGGACACUCAGAAAUGGGGACAUGGGGCUUAUUGACAGCCGCUAAUGGUAACAGCUCUAGUCCGGUUAUUUCAAAAUGAACACCUUAUUUAGUCUUCGGUAAAAAGACCCACUGAGCUCUGUUCGCACUUUUAUCAAUAUUGUAAUUAGCUUUUAAAAUCAAGCAUUAAACGUUUUUUAUCGCAAUUGUCUAUAAAAGACAGACUGACGAAUUGAAAGAUCUCUACAACGGCAUCCGUGUUUGCUAGAACAUAGAUAUUACAAUAAAAUGUUAGCGAAGUGCGUCCGCCCUUUCGAAAGUUGAUCGCCUACCAUUGCUAAGACAACCAAGCACCAGUGGCUAAGAAUCCUUUUUUUAGAAUUGGAGAAACCUAGGAAGAGGCAGUAUUGCAAGUCA
Messenger RNA from Varroa destructor (honeybee mite), 8167 nucleotides. RefSeq names its product heterogeneous nuclear ribonucleoprotein L (gene sm). The record is from RefSeq and is a predicted model, not a curated record. NCBI's taxonomy places the organism in Eukaryota, Metazoa, Arthropoda, Arachnida, Mesostigmata, Varroidae. Gene Ontology annotation, molecular function: RNA binding.